Messenger RNA from Aspergillus alliaceus, 924 nucleotides. Its product is annotated as mitochondrial 54S ribosomal protein bL17m. Gene Ontology annotation, biological process: translation. The coding region runs from base 195 to 761 and encodes 188 amino acids. The record is from RefSeq and is a predicted model, not a curated record. Lineage: Eukaryota; Fungi; Ascomycota; Eurotiomycetes; Eurotiales; Aspergillaceae. Gene Ontology annotation, cellular component: ribosome; mitochondrial large ribosomal subunit. Gene Ontology annotation, molecular function: structural constituent of ribosome. The transcript is spliced from 2 exons.
GCUUCACAGAGCUUCAUUACCUCUGAUCUGCAAUUUCACCAUUCUCUCCCCUCACUUGUCCUCCGGUUCCUGGUAAGGACAGACUCCCGUCUUUAUCACGAUACUCAAAUAUCCGCCAUUCGCCCAUAUCCACGGCCAAUACACAAAACCCAAAAAUAACCGACUAAAAACACCUUCCACAUAUACCUAUCACCAUGGCCGGUGGUGCAGCAAAGUAUCGCCAUCUCAGCCGUAAGUCCUCGCAUAGGCAGGCUCUUCUUCGCAACUUGGUUACUUCUCUCUUCAAACACGAGUCCAUCACAACAACAUGGCCCAAGGCCAAGGAGGCGCAACGGUUGGCUGAGAAGUUGAUCACACUGGGCAAGAAGAACACAGAAGCAAGCCGGAGACGGGCUUUGUCGGUUUUCUAUACCCCCCACGAACUCCUUCCUAAACUCUUCGGACCCCUCCGUGAACGCUACGCCGAGCGACCCGGCGGUUACACUCGGGUACUACGUGUUGAGCCCAAGAAAGACGACCAAGCAGCCAGCGCCAUCUUGGAACUCGUUGACGGACCCAAGGAUAUCCGAUUCGCAAUGACGGCACGCACCGUCGCCAGGCAACGGUCUCAAGGCAAUGACAUCCUCAAUGAGUUGACAAAGUUGAACGUACAGAAGGUGACGCGGUUCCGAAAAGACGGGGUCGAGGACCUGGAACAAGCAAUUAAGAAGUUAGAGCUUGAUGGAAAGGAAGACAAGAAGGAAACUGGAUCGAAGCAAUAGAUGCACAUAAACAAAUCCGUCGAAUUCAUGGUAGGGGUUGUUGUUCAAGGUGUGGCGAAUGGAGCACUGGACCGCUGAGUCCGGCUGGUGCUUCUGUAUCUGUACAUUUUUCCUCCAUGGUCUCAUGUCUUUACUUGUUGGUCGUUAUGAUCGUGUAAUUUUA